AUGGUGCUGUCAGAGACAGGGGGCUCCCGGAAUCCUGGGGACAGCAGCGCCAUCGGAGACGGGGGACGCCCGGGGUCCUGGGCGGAGUGGGGCCAGGGGAGACAGGGGGCCCCUGGGAUCCCCAGGGGAGCGGGGCCGCUGGAGACGCACUUGACUCUCACCUCACGGCGGCCCGUGGCCCCCAGCGGCGCGCAGGACGGCGGCGGCACCGGCGUCAAGAAGAAACGCAAGAAAAAGGAGGUGGCAGAGCACAGUGUGGGAGAGCAAGCCGCCGUGGAGAAGGAGGUGAAACCAAAGAGGAGGAGAGAGCCGAAAGAACCAAAAGAGCCUAAAAAGGCCAAGGAGCCCAAGAAGCCAAAGGAGCCCAAGCAGAAGGAGGUGGCCAAGAAGCCCAGGAAGCCGCGGGAACCCAAAACCCCCAAGGAACCUAAAGAGAAGAAGGGCAGCACUGAGCCUGCCCCGCGGGCAAGGCCCAGGAAGAACAGCAAGGAGCAGGGGCCCACACCCGUGGAGAAGAAGAAGAAAGGCAAGAGGAAAAAUGAGAUCCCCAUGGAGAGCUUGGAGCUGGACCAGGAUCACCUGAGCCUGUCGGCGCAGAGCCCGGAGGAGUCCGCCGAGUCAGCGGACAGCCAGAAACGCCGCUCGGGUCGCCAGGUGAAGAGGAGGAAGUACAACGAGGACCUGGAUUUCAAGGUGGUGGAUGAUGACGGUGAAACGAUAGCGGUGCUGGGAGCCGGGCGGACCUCGGCGCUCUCCGCCUCCACCCUGGCGUGGCAGGCAGAGGAGCCUCCCGAGGACGACGCCAACAUCAUUGAGAAGAUCCUGGCCUCCAGAAUGGUGCAGAAGGAGGCUCACCCCGGCGGACUGGCCUACGAGAUGGAGGAGUUCUACGUCAAGUACCGCAACUUCUCCUACCUUCACUGUAAGUGGGCAACGCUGGAGGAGCUGGAGAAGGACCCGCGGAUCUCUCAGAAAAUAAAGCGCUUCCGCAACAAGCAGGCGCAGAUGAAGCACAUUUUUACCGAGCCUGAUGAGGAUUUGUUCAACCCCGACUAUGUGGAGGUGGAUCGGAUUCUGGAGGUGGCCCACACGAAGGACCCCGACACCGGGGAGGAGGUGACCCACUACCUGGUGAAGUGGUGCUCGCUGCCCUACGAGGAGAGCACCUGGGAGCUGGAGGAGGAUGUCGACCCAGGCAAGAUCAAAGAGUUUGAAGCCCUCCAAAUCCCACCAGAAAUCAAGCACAUGGAGCGCCCAGCGUCUGAGUCCUGGCAGAAACUGGAGAAAUCCCGGGAAUAUAAGAACAGUAACCAGCUGCGGGAGUAUCAGCUGGAGGGGAUGAACUGGCUGCUCUUUAACUGGUACAACAGGAAGAACUGCAUCCUGGCCGACGAGAUGGGGCUGGGGAAGACCAUCCAGUCGAUCACCUUCCUCUCAGAAAUCUUCCUGAUGGGCAUCCACGGCCCCUUCCUCAUCAUCGCCCCUCUCUCCACCAUCACCAACUGGGAGCGGGAGUUCCGCACGUGGACGGAGAUGAACGCUAUCGUGUACCACGGCAGCCAGAUCAGCCGCCAGAUGAUCCAGCAGUACGAGAUGGUGUACAGGGACACGCAGGGUAACCCUCUCCCUGGGAUCUUCAAGUUCCAGGUGGUUAUCACCACCUUUGAGAUGAUCCUCGCUGACUGCCCGGAGCUGAAGAAGAUCCAGUGGCGCUGCGUGGUCAUAGACGAGGCGCACCGCCUGAAGAACAGGAACUGCAAGCUGCUUGAGGGGCUCAAGCUCAUGGCCCUGGAGCACAAGGUGCUGCUGACGGGGACGCCCCUGCAGAACUCAGUGGAGGAGCUCUUCAGCCUCCUGAAUUUCCUGGAGCCGCAGCAGUUCCCCUCGGAGACCGCCUUCCUGGAGGAGUUCGGGGACCUGAAGACAGAGGAGCAGGUGAAGAAGCUGCAGUCCAUUCUGAAGCCCAUGAUGCUGCGGCGUUUGAAGGAUGAUGUGGAGAAGAAUCUAGCACCCAAGCAGGAGACCAUCAUUGAGGUGGAGCUGACCAAUAUCCAGAAGAAGUACUACCGGGCCAUCCUGGAGAAGAACUUCUCCUUCCUCUCCAAGGGUGCCAACCAGCACAAUAUGCCCAACCUCAUCAACACCAUGAUGGAGCUGCGGAAGUGCUGCAACCACCCCUAUCUCAUCAACGGGGCAGAGGAGAAGAUCCUGGAAGACUUCCGUAAAACGCACAGCCCAGAGGCACCAGACUUCCAGCUUCAGGCAAUGAUCCAGGCGGCCGGGAAGCUGGUGCUCAUCGAUAAGCUGCUCCCCAAGCUGAUCGCCGGCGGGCACAAGGUGCUCAUCUUCUCACAGAUGGUGCGGUGCCUCGACAUCCUGGAGGACUAUCUCAUUCAGAGGAGGUACACAUACGAGCGGAUCGACGGGCGAGUGCGCGGCAACCUGCGCCAGGCCGCCAUCGACCGCUUCUGCAAGCCUGACUCGGACCGCUUUGUCUUUCUGCUCUGCACGCGGGCGGGCGGGCUGGGCAUCAACCUCACUGCUGCCGACACCUGCAUCAUCUUUGAAUCGGACUGGAACCCGCAGAAUGACCUGCAGGCUCAGGCCCGCUGCCACCGGAUCGGUCAGAGCAAGGCGGUGAAGGUGUAUCGCCUCAUCACCAGGAACUCCUAUGAGCGCGAGAUGUUCGACAAGGCCAGCCUGAAGCUGGGCCUGGAUAAGGCGGUGCUGCAGGACAUCAACCGCAAGGGCAGCACCAACGGGGAGGAUGAGGGAUCCAAGUUCUGCGAAGAGGACAUUGACCAGAUCCUGCAGCGCCGGACACAGACCAUCACGAUCCAGUCUGAGGGCAAGGGCUCCACCUUUGCCAAGGCCAGCUUUGUAGCAUCAGGAAACAGAACUGACAUUUCCUUAGAUGACCCCAACUUCUGGCAGAAGUGGGCAAAGAUAGCAGAGCUGGACACCGAUGCUAAGAACGAGAAGCUGGAGCGAGAGGAUGGGUCUGGUCCCUGCCACCGCAGCAGGCAGCCCCAGACGGCAGCGGGAGGGCGGCCGGACCGCUCCGUGCAGUCCUUGGUCGAGCAGGCAGUGUGGGACGGGGUGUUUGUGCACCCGCUCCGCGUGCCGAAGGCUGCCCGGGAGAGCCUGGUCAUUGACAGGCCCCGGGUGCGCAAGCAGACCAAACACUACAACUCCUUUGAGGAGGACGAGCUGAUGGAGUUCUCCGAGCUGGACAGCGACUCUGAUGAGCGGCCCACACGCUCACGCCGCUUCAACGAGAAGACGCGGCGGUACCUGCGUGCCGAGUGUUUCCGUGUGGAGAAAAACCUGCUCAUCUUCGGCUGGGGACGCUGGAAAGAUAUCCUGACCCACGGGCGGUUCAAGUGGCACCUGAACGAGAAGGACAUGGAAAUGAUUUGCCGGGCCUUGCUGGUCUACUGCGUGAAACACUACAAAGGGGAUGAGAAGAUUAAGAGUUUUAUUUGGGAUCUCAUCACGCCAACGAAGGACGGCCAGAACCAGGCGCUGCAGAAUCACUCAGUCGCCUUGGGGCUGCGCAGUCCGGCCGCCCACUCCACUCCCAGGCACAGGCUCCCGGAGCGGCACCGUCUUCUGCCGCUGUGCCAGGCGGCCCUGCAGAACCGCCACAGGAGGGAGCCCUGCAGAGAGCCCCGGCACCGGCUCCACUGCCUCAGCUGUGCCACGGUGCCCGUGGUGCUCAAGCGCUGCCACUCACCCCUACAGGUCUGUCAGCACCGGUGCCCAGGGGACGGAAGGGCACAGAUGCUGCUCCCUGAGCUCAAGAACGCGGAUUGGCUCGCCACGUGCAACCCCGAGGUGGUGCUGCACGACGACAGCUACAAGAAGCACCUCAAGCAGCACUGCAACAAGGUCCUGCUGCGCGUACGAAUGCUCUACUACCUGAAGGCUGAAGUACUGGGGGAGGCCGCGGACAAGGCCUUCGAGGGCACCCCUGCCAGGGAGCUGGAUGUGCUGCUGCCAGACAUCGACUACGUGGAGAUCCCAGUGGAUUGGUGGAACGCCGAGGCGGAUAAAUCUCUUCUCAUCGGCGUGUUCAAGCACGGUUACGAGCGGUACAACGCGAUGCGCGCAGACCCGGCACUCUGCUUCCUUGAGAAGGUGGGCAUGCCGGACGAGAAGCUGCUCUCCGCGGAGCAGGGCACCAGCGACGGCACCCAGGACACCACUGAGAGGGGGAGCAUGGAGAAGGAAGAGAGCGGUGAGAAACCGGACAGGCUGCCGAAGCAGGAGGAUGGCUCCGACUCAGACAGAUCCUGCUGGCCUGUCUCAUCUGCCCUCACAGCCCGGCUGCGGCGCCUCGUCACUGUCUACCAGCGCUGCAACCGCAAGGAGCUGCCACCCCGCGCCGACAUGCUGGGGCCCGGCAGCCAUGGGUACUGGCUGCAGGACGAGAUGUUCAGGAGAGCCUCGGAGAUGGACUCAGCGAGCAAGGAGAUGCAGAGGAGGUGGACCAGGAGGGAACAGGCAGACUUCUACCGCACCGUCUCCUCCUUUGGGGUCGUCUAUGACCAGGAGAAGAAGAUCUUUGACUGGGCCCAGUUCAGAGCCAUCUCUCGGCUGGAGAAGAAGACGGAUGAGAGCCUGGAAAAGUAUUACUACAGCUUCGUGGCCAUGUGCAAGAAUGUCUGUGGCCUCCCACCGUGGAAAGACGAUGACCCGGACAUCUACGUGGAGCCCAUCACGGAGGAGCGCGCGGCCAGGACGCUCUACCGCAUUGAGCUGCUGCGCAAGGUGCGCGAGCAGGUGCUCAAGUGUCCCCAGCUGCACGAGCGCCUCAAGCUGUGCCGGCCAAGCCUCUACCUGCCUGUGUGGUGGGAGUGCGGCAAGCAUGAUCGGGACCUGCUCAUCGGCACCGCUAAGCACGGCCUGAACCGCACGGACUACUACAUCAUGAACGACCCUCAGCUCUCCUUUCUGGAUGCAUACAGGAACUACGCGCAGCACAAAAGAGCAGGGAUCCCAGGCCCGGAAGCCCUGUGCUGCCUUUACCAGACUAACUCCAAACUUUACAGCUCCCCCCUCUAUAGCCAGGUGGACCGGGCUUGCGAAUCCCUGGAGAAUGAAACCGAGAGCCAGAUCAAGCUGGAGCACAUGGACAGCGCCAUGUGCCAGGCUGGGGGCAGCCCCCCGGACACAGGCUGUGACAUGUUCCUGUCCAAAGUGCGGGACAUCAUGAGCAGUAGCUACGAUGAGAGCUCCCUGCCAGACUCGCUGGUGUGCAUGAUGUAUGAGGACAAGGCCUGUAACAGCGAGCAGAGCUCCCUGGCCCGAGACAGCCCCGGUGGCACGGACGCUGCGGGUGACGGAGCUAAACUUGCUGAGGGCAAGCUGGAGGGGGACGAGGAUCCCUCCGGCAGCGAGGCGGAGGCCAUGCGGGACGCCUCCUUCCUAGAAGGUUUGCAGGUGGGCUGCGAGGGAAUAGCUGCUCCAAAUGAAGAAGCGGAGCCGUCGCCUUCUCCUGCAGAAGAUGACCCCGCCAGGGAUAUCCCCACAGAGCUCUGCGACACCCUGCAGCAGAAGGGAGAGCUGCCCAGCUGUGGGGCAGCGCUGCCGGAACGUGGCGCCGUGGAAGGGGUCAUCAGCGUGGGGCUCUACGGUCCCAGUCUUCAUAACUACGAAAUAAAGGUUCCCCCUGAACAGAGGUUCAUUAAUUUGCUGCAGGAGAAAGGCGUGAAAACAAAAUCGGGUCCAAGCCAGAGCCAUAGCGAGGAGGAUGAGGAGGAGGAAGAUGACGAUGAUAACUCUGAGACAGCAGCAGAGGUGGUGGAGGACUUGACUGGUCCAAGCGCCAGGGGCAGUCGUGACCCCGAGGCCAGUGAACUUAGGGGUGAGGAGCAGAACUCCAGCCUCCCCACGCCUGAGGACACCUGCCCAGCAGAUGGGCACAGCGACAGAGCGUCCCUGGGACUGGGGCCACUCGAGGGACUGGGGCAGCCGGCUCCAGGAGAAGGGCAGGACCAGGGCCUGGAGGAGGAGGGCACCCUGCAGCCCUCCCUGGGGCAGCCUCCAAGCCACCUGCUCCAGCCUCCUGCAGAGCCGCUGGAGGCAGCGCCCGGCCCAGCCGGUGGGGACGCCUGGGCCCGUGGGGCCGAGGCGCACGCAGGCUGCAGAGAUGCCGAGCGCCUGCGCCUGCAGCAGGACAUGGGGGAGAGCAGAGAGGAGGAGGAGAAAGGCAACGGCGGCCAGAGCCAAGACAAGUACCUGGAGGAGGAGAGCAAGAGUUCUGCCUCUGUCCUGCAUGGGGACAUCGACGACCUUCAGGAUGCCCGUGCACCCACCAUAGCGCAGCUUCUGCAAGAGAAGACGCUCUACUCCUUCUCCGAGUGGCCCAAGGACCGUGUGAUCAUCAACCGCAUCGACAAUGUCUGCCAUGCCAUCCUGAAGGGCAAGUGGCCCUCCUCUAGCCAGCAGUUUGAGACACCGAGCGUGAUGGGCGCCCCGGCUGCUGCCAGCAGCGCCAGCGGCAGGGGCAGCUUUGCGGAGGCCGAAGGCCCGGAUGCCACCUUCAGCAACGGGGUGUUAAUCUCACAGGAAGGGUUCCUGGCCCCUGCCUUUGUGAAGGAUGAACGGAAGCACCGAAGGCCGUAUGAAUUCGAGCUGGAGAGAGACGCCAAACAGAGGAGCCUGGAGCAUUUAGCAGCAACCCACGUUCAUCCACCCAUCGUGCUGAAUGGCUGGCGUGACUCAGCCAUGGACCUGUCCAGAGCCUCUGAUGGCUCACCAGGAAAUUCCUCUCCUUUCCCCUUGAACACAACCAUGCCCAAGCUGGGGACUGUGAACGCCCUCCAGGGCUCGCUGGGCAUGGACUUGUCUGGCAUUCUCCAGGCAGGGCUGAUCCAUCCUGUCACUGGGCAGAUCGUCAAUGGCAGCCUCCGCAGAGACGAUGCUGCCAUGAGGAGGAGACGGGGCAGAAGAAAAAAUGUGGAAGGGAUGGAUCUCAUCUUCUUGAAGGAGAGGCCUCUUCCCAGUAGGCUGCAGGAUGCCCAGGAGGAGCAGGCGCAGCCUCCGCAGAGCAGCCCGCUGCCGGAUGUGCCGGGGGCUGCCUCCUCCGCGCCGCCCGCAGCCCCGGCCGCGCUCGGCCACGCCGAGAAACCCGGCCCGAAUAAGAGUCUCCUGGAGUGGCUCCGCCAGCAGUCUGACUACACCCUCGAGGUUCCUGCCUUUGGCGCAAAUUUUUCAGACAAGCCCAAGCAGAGGAGGCAGCGCUGCAAGGACCCCGCCAAGCUGGACGUGGGCUCGCUCAGUGGAGAGGAGCGGGUGCCUGUGGUGCACAAGGGCACCGGGCGGCGGCUGGGGGGAGCCAUGGCACCAGCGCUGAAGGAGCUGCCAGGGUGGCUCGAUGCAAACCUGGAGUACGCGGUUGCAGCUGACUGGGCUGACACUGUUAAGCUUUCAGGAUACCUGCCAGAAAGUAAAUUCAAUCGUAUCCUAACAGAGCCUGUGCUCCGAGAUGCUGGGCCCCGCCGGAGGGGGAGAAGGCCCAGAAACGACCUCAUUAAAGGCCCCGGCAUCGUCACAGAUUCUUCUUCUGGAAUGGGACCCCUGUUCAUGAAUGGACUGAUUGCUGGCAUGGACCUGGUGGGACUCCAGAACAUGCGGAACAUGCAAGGGAUCCCCCUGACGGGGCUGGUGGGCUUUCCCGCCGGCUUCGCGGCGGUGCCCGCUGGUGAGGACGUGAAGAGCACCCUGAGCAUGCUGCCCAUGAUGCUGCCCGGCAUGGCCACCGUGCCACAGAUGUUCGGCGUGGGGGGCCUGCUCAGCCCGCCCAUGACAACCGCGUGCACCGCAACUGCGGCGGCGGCACUGACAAGCACAACGAAGAGCCCCACGGCCAACCCCGAGAAGGCUACCGAGGACAAAGCGGGCAGCCAGGAGGCGAAAACAGAAACUCUCUCGGAAGAGAAGCCUGGCCCUAGUUCCUUUUCUAAUCAGACAGAAUCCGCAAUAACUACCAGUAGUCCUGUAGCUUUUAACCCGUUCCUUAUCCCAGGGAUGUCCCCUGGACUGAUCUACCCGUCGAUGUUCCUCUCCCCCAGCAUUGGCAUGGCGCUCCCGGGCAUGCAGCAGACCAGGCACUCGGAGGCAGCCAACGUGGAGAGCCAGAAGCGGAAGAGAAAGAAAGCGAAAGGGGACACAGCAAAUCCUGAGCCAGAAACUGUGGUGCUGUCUGACAAGGAGGCUGCAAACGGUCAAAACUGUACAGAGCCGACACCACCCUCGUCAGCAGAGAAGGAGCAGGAGGUACCAGCAGAGGCGGAGCUGAAAGAAACAGAUGACACCAAUUAGAACUCUGGUUUCAUUUAAAAGAUUGUGGCUUGUAAGGUUCUUAUCCCAUAACUAUUUGUUACUUACCCUCCCGCCCCCACUUCACCUUCAUAAACCUGUGUUUCCAUGAGUAAUGCUAUCUACCUAAUUCCCUGUACGAAAACUAUGGUGACAUACUACAUGUUAAUAGUUGCAGGGUCUUGCCACUUUAUUAGAUAAACAGUGUUGUCUAGCUAGUGUGGGAGGCACAGAAUUUGCAUUUUGUUUUCCGGUUGUUCAUCCCAGCCAACAAUAGCAAAUCCAGGACCUGGUCACCCCCAAAAUCACUCAUGUGCGGGAGAAGGAAAAGAAGCAAAAAACAGAGCAGAAGAAAUGUCUUUGACACUUGGUCUAAGUGCAGACAAGGGUAUUUCUUCCUACAGCGACACUGAAUGGAAAAGCCUGUAUUUGGGGGUAAAAAGCACAGCUAUAGUAAGUGCUAAUGUGUAUUUUUGAUUUAAAGUAUUUCCCUAUUUUAUCAUGGUUACUAGAAUAGUAGUAUAGACAGAAGUAUAUAAUUAAUGAUUGAAAAUGCAUAUAUUCAUUUCUUUGAAACAAAAAGGCAUAACUGGUAGUGAUACAAUUUCUUUACCACCCCCACCUCAAACUUUUGGAGACAAACUACGGUGAGUGAAAAUAUUAUGUAGACACUAUUUUGUAUUUUUUAAAACCAAAGUUUGGUUUUCUGUUAAGUGGAGUUUUAGUUGCCCUUUCCUUGGUAGUUACGAGAGCUUUUCAGCGCAGGCUGAAAGUGUUUUUUGCACAUCUUGCAUGACUUUUAUUGGGAUUGCUGUACCUAUAGCUACCAGCUCUUCCUCC
Molecule: messenger RNA, 9165 nt
Organism: Tinamus guttatus (white-throated tinamou)
Lineage: Eukaryota; Metazoa; Chordata; Aves; Tinamiformes; Tinamidae
Source: RefSeq, a predicted model, not a curated record